UUCAUUGGAGUUGGAGAGCUUCCAAGUGACGGUGACUGAUUGUACGGGAGUUGUGGAUGGCGCCGAGACUACUCUGAGAAAUCUUAAGGCGGAAAAAUGUGAAUGUGUUCAGUACUUUCAGUCUCCCUUUAAGUUACUUUAAAUAUUUAGCAAACAUAAGUAUCAUCUCUUGGAAACACAUUUCUGGAACAAGCUUGAACUAGCGAUCAUCACGUGCGAAAUAAUUACGCAAACUUAAUUGCUUGAAGUCAGCAUUCCAUAACUUCAAUUUGCGACGAAAUGAUUCUACGAUCAAGAAAACGGCUGAUCCUCGUUGUUGUAAUUGUGUCUCUGUUUUGCAUUUACUUUGAUUUAUUGAAUAUCAGAAGGGAUCAAUACUUUGAGCUUUUUCCCAAAAAUCCUUAUGAUAUUUACAUCAGUCAGAAUUUGAGGACCUCUCGUUUCCCUGAUUCAUCUGUAAAAGGGAACGUCAGUCAUCUUGAGUCUGUUGAUAUUGAGAUCGAACUCAAGGAGGAGUCUCGUCUUAGCGUCGUUGGAAAUUCCGAUGACAAUGAGGAAGGGGAUGAACUCAGUGACUAUAUUAGUGAUGAGAUUCCUGAUGACGAGGAUUUAAAUGAUGUUAUCUCCGAUUAUGAAGAUGAUGUCGGAAAAGGUUCUGGAGCUUUGUUGAUGACGCCAGCGAAGGAACAGGCGCAAAUCGUGUACGGAAUGCCGAGAAACGAGGCAUCUAACGCACAGACAGCCCAGGAUAUUGAGAGCUAUAAAGCAAUAGAAGGUCGAUUUGCUAAGAGAUUUGAAAGAGUUCAACGGGUGUGUCAAAAAUACAAGAGUCCUGGAUUCAGCCAAAGUUACACAAAACGACAUUUGCUGUACUACUCGCAGCGCUAUGACUUACUUAUUUGCCUAUCUGCAAAGGUGGGGUCGUCUACAUGGAAAAGCCACCUUUUACACAUGAAAGGAAUUAAUCCAGUGACCAACAACAUUCAUAAAGAUCGCUGGGAGAACAAGAUUAAAGCCAGGAAGAUCCUGGGAGGAAGCCUCGAGAGACAUCUGGCGACGUCGACGAAGGUGGUGACAGUCAGGCAUCCGUUGGAUCGAUUAGUGUCGGCCUUUCGGGACAAAUUCUGUGAUGGAAGGCUUGUCGACAAGCCUCAGUCGUCGGGACAUUUAAGAUAUUUUUGGAGACCUGCCUACAGAUUUUUACGUAAGAAGAAAAGGCCUGAUGGAAAGUUGCAGAUUACAUUUCAUGAAUUCUUGAGGUACGUUAUCCGAGACCAAAAGACGUCGGGAGUGGGAGACCGCCACUGGAGUCGUUUGUUCCGAGGCUGUUCAGUGUGUACCUUCCGCUACAAAUAUGUCAUGAAACUUGAAACAUAUACCGAGGACUUGGCUUGCCUCACUUACUUAUUCAACAUCACUGAAUUCAACGUUCAUAGUCGCAGACAUUCAUUAGGUGUUCCUAAAUCACCCCUCGACUUAUCCCUCAAUAGGACAGAAAGAAAUGUCCGACAAUCGACCCUGCAUUACUAUGACGAUGUUCCCGCAUCUCUUCUUGCAAGUAUUUUCAGUAUCUAUAAGAUUGAUUUUGAAAUGUUUGAUUACGAAAUACCUGAAGUGCUUCGAAAGAAAGUAACAGACUUAAAUAAUAAAAUUUAGAAUGCCUUACUUGUUUUUUUUUCUUGAAGAUUUUUAACCGAUUACUUCAUGUUCUGUUCAGUGCUACAGUCCUUUCAUUUCAUCUGACAACA
Macrobrachium nipponense is the source of this 1748-nucleotide messenger RNA. RefSeq names its product carbohydrate sulfotransferase 9-like. Gene Ontology annotation, cellular component: membrane. The transcript has 5 exons. Lineage: Eukaryota; Metazoa; Arthropoda; Malacostraca; Decapoda; Palaemonidae. The record is from RefSeq and is a predicted model, not a curated record. Gene Ontology annotation, biological process: carbohydrate biosynthetic process. The coding region runs from base 280 to 1656 and encodes 458 amino acids. Gene Ontology annotation, molecular function: sulfotransferase activity.